GUUCUCGCAAGUGCGUGGAAACUCGGACGCGGUCUGCGGCCGCCGGGGUUCCCGCGCACCCCGCCGUGACGAUCGCGGCGGGGGGGUCGCGGGCUGGAGGGGGGCCCCCGCCCCUGCCGAUCGCGGCCCGGGGGGGGCUGCUGCGAGCUGGAGAGCGGGGUUCCCGCGCGGCCGCCGCCACGCGUCGCCCCCGUCCAGCAGCAGCAGCGCGGGCUUCCCGGCCUCCGCCGCGCCCUGCCCCCACCCCCGUGGCUGCUCCCGCGGCGGGCGACCCGCGGGGACCAGGCGCCGCCGGCGGGCGGGGGGAGCGCGUGGGGGCGCCUCGGGCCUUCCGGGCUUGCGCCUGCGGCCGGAGGCGGGAAGCGGCCGCGCGCGCACGGGCACGCGUGAGACGUGGCGCCCCCGGAGGCGGCGGGCGCGCGGCGGGCCGUCCGGUGGAGCCGCGGGGCCUGUGGCGCGGGGGCCGCCGCUCUGCCCAGCCCACCCCGCCGGGGAGCGGCGCACGCGCUGCGACAGGACUGCGGCGGCGCGCGCCGCCCGCCUCGCCCCCCUCGCGGGCUCCCGACCCGCCGCUCCCGAACCCGUCUCCCACAUCGCGCGGGGACCCCGCGGCCGCCAGCUCGGCGCGAUGGAGAGACCGGCGGAUGCGCCCCCGCGCCUCACACUGGCCGGCGCGUGGGUGCGGGGCGGGAUCUGCGGGGAACUUGGAGAGCCCGGGGCGCUGCCCGGAGGCUGGAGGAGGCUGGCGAUCUCUGCCCCGGGCAGGCCUCUUCUGCUGCCCGCCCGAUCGAUGGACCCCACAGCUUAUGCUGAGUUGUUGAAAGAAGCUGGCAACCAGGUUUUUAGGAAUGGGAACUUCUCUUUGGCCAUCAGAAAGUACGAUGAAGCCAUCCAGAUUCUCCUGCAGUUAUACCAAUGGGGGUGUUGCCUUUCAUGGGACCAUCCUGACUCUGACCCUAUGCCUCUCAACUGUUGCCAGCCUUCCUGUUGCUGCCAGACGACUUCGGGUUCUAGGGUUCCCCCUAGGGACUUGGCUGUGCUUCUGUGCAACAAAUCCAAUGCAUUUUACAGCCUUGGGAAAUGGAACGAGGCAUUUAUGGCUGCCAAAGAGUGUCUGCAGUGGGAUCCAACCUACAUUAAGGGAUACUAUCGAGCUGGUUAUUCUUUGCUGCGGUUGCUCCAGCCUUAUGAAGCCGCUCGCAUGUUUUUUGAGGGUCUGCGUCUUUUACAGGGCAGCAGUGACCAGACUCAGGUUGCUGAUCUCCUCGUGGGAAUCUUCACCACUAUGGGCAGUGAUCCUGUUGUUUUGCAAAGUUUCUUGCCCUGCUUUGAUCAUAUUUUCACUACUGGAUUCUCAACAGAAGUAUGGCAGUCUAUCAUAGAAAAACUGGCAAAGAAAGGAUUGUGGCAUUCAUUUCUACUUCUGAUAACAAAAAAAGAUCGACUGCCAAGAAAUAUUCAUGUCCCAGAGUUAUCUCUGAAAAGUCUUUUUGAGAAAUAUGUCUUCAUUGGACUUUAUGAGAAAAUGGAGCAGGUGCCCAAGUUAGUCCAGUGGCUUCUCUCCAUUGGUGCAAGUGUUGAGUCCAUAGGCUCACACCCUCUUCAUGCCCUCAUGAGGCUCUGCAUCCAAGCAAGGGACAACCAUCUUUUCAAGUGGGUAAUGGACCAGAAGCCUGAAUGGAAAGGCCGCAUCAAUCAGAAGGAUGAGGAUGGGUGCACUGUCCUGCAUGUAGUGGCUGCCCAUUACCCAGGAUAUGUCAUCAAGCGACAAACAGAGGAUGUGCAGAUGCUCCUGCGCUUUGGGGCAGACCCCACCUUGUUGGAUGGACAGUCACGGUCCCCUGUGGAUAUCCUGAAGAGGAAUAAGAACUUCAAAGCUAUUGAGAAAAUAAGCAGUCACUUGGAAAAGCUGGCUACGUGUUCUAAGGACCUAGCAGGACUAAGCGGUGAUGGACCUACUAGUGACACAGACAUUUUCCGGAAAACCUCUGAGCAGCUGGUGAAGUACUUGAACUCAGGAAACUGGUUAUUACAUAAAAACUUCCUGAAGCAGGAGUUAGUUCAGAGGUUUUUACGCCUCCUGUCUACCCUGCAAGAAAUUCCUCCUGACUUGGUCUGCGACAUUAAUCGUGAUUGUGCCAAUGCCUUCAUCAAAUAUUUACUGGAAAAGCAGAAGUGGCCUGAAGUGCUUCUGCUGCUGACGCGCAAAGUGAGUGGGGAGCCACCGCUCGGAGACUGCCUCCUCAGAGACUAUAGCUUCUUGGACCUCGACCUGUGCUCUGUCAUCCCCCACCUCAGUGCCUGGGACCACAGGAGGGCCCUGCUGCUGGGCUGCCUAAUCCAAGGCGGAGCCUUGCCUGAGGGCCUCCGGGAGAAGCAGGAGAGGCCCCUCACCAUGUGCCUGAAGCGUGAGGACUUCGAGCUGGCUUUCACCCUCCUGACGAAGGGUGCAGAUCCCCGCAACAUUUCUUUCACGGAAGGCGACACGCCUCUGCAUGCAGCACUCCACAUCUUUUUAGAAGUCAAAGCUGAGAUUGGCUUUAACUUCCUCAACCACCUGUUGAAUCUCUUCUGGUUAAACCCCACGGAAUUUUACUACCUCAGCCCCAACAUCCAGGACAGCAACGGGAACACAUUGAUGCACAUCCUCUUCCAGAAGGGCAAGAUAAAGCACAUGAAGAAGCUGAUAGAACUCCUGGUGAAGUUUGACAUCAACUUCAACCUGAAGAACAAAGAAGGCAAAGACGUACGGCACCGGAUCAAAAAGAAUGACACUUUGCUGUUGGCCUGGAACAAAGCUCUUAUAGAGAACAGGCGGAGGAUCCGGCAGGAAUCUGCAGCCCACGCAGGGAAGUUCUCGAGGCCUUCCGUCCCGAGCCACACACCUCAGCUCAAGUCCCAGGGCUCCUUCAAGCCGGUGCCAUGCAAUGGCACAGCCAUAGCCCAGCUCAAAGAAGCAGCGGCUCCAGAGAGCUGGGAGCCACUCCCAGAAGUCCAGGUGAUGAGGCCAGAGCCUAGAGUCUUAGGACCCCGGUCUCUGAGAGAGCGUCUUGUGCAGGACAUCACAGUUUUGAUUCAGCACAUUGAACUAGAUGGGUCUCUCCCAGAGGACAGUCCUCAGGGUUCCAAGCCCAUGGUGGUAGGAGGUGCAGCAGAAGUAAAGAAAGGCCAACUCCAGCAGACUCUGCGGGCUCGGGGCUCAGACUGCAGUGGGAACAGCCAUAAAGCAGGGGAUGGACAUGCUCAAGCAGGCCUCGAGGCUUUUCAGCUCACUCCUGCCUUCCACAGAGGGAGGGAGCACAGCGAGGACCAGGAGGACUGGGCCGUACAGGAGCUCGAGGUCUGCCUCCAGGACUUCGAUAACAUGACGUGGGAGAUCGAGUGCACUUCGGAAAUGCUCAAGAAGUUGUCCAGCAAGGUCAUGACGAAAGUCAUAAAGAAGAAAAUCAUCCUUGCCAUCCAGCAGCUGGGGAAUGGUGAGUGGACCCAGGGUCUGCAGAAGCGGCUGAAGCACCUGAAAGGCAGCAUUCAGCUCUUUGAAGCCAAGCUAGAUAAAGGAGCCCGGAUGCUGUGGGAGCUGGCCAUUGACUUCUCCCCUCGAUGCAGCGAGAACCCCGAGAAGAUUAUCGCCACAGAGCGGAACUCUAACUCCACCGAGAAAUCCGGGAGGAUCUACACAGAAAUCAUCCGCAUAUGGGACGUCGUCUUGGACCACUGCAAGCUGUCGGACUCCAUCAGGGCCAUCUGCAAUGCCUAUAACAGGGGCAUGUCUUGCGUCCUGCGGAAGAAGCUGAAGGGGAUCAGCAGAGGGCCAGUGUCAGCCAAUGUGAAAAUCCAAAAGCGAAUCCCUCGAUGCUACGUGGAGGAUGUGGAGGCAGAGAGGUGCAGGAGCCGGUCGAACCCCGAGUACUUCCCCCCUGCCAGCGCGGUGGAGACAGAGUAUAACAUCAUGAAGUUCCACAGCUUCAGCACCAACAUGGCCUUCAACAUCCUUAACGACAUGACAGCGACAGUUGAGUAUCCCUUCCGGGUGGGCGAACUGGAGUAUGCGGUCAUCGACCUCAACCCCCGCCCACUGGAGCCCAUUAUCCUCAUUGGCCGGAGUGGCACUGGGAAGACCACCUGCUGCCUGUACAGGCUGUGGAAGAAAUUCCAUGCUUACUGGGAAAAAGCCGAGCAGGCAGGAAGCCCGCUACUGGCCAAACAGAUCUGGCCGAAGAGGAAGAUGGAAGUGGAACCCAGAAAGGAAGAUCCAGAAGCAGAGGAAGGGGAGGAGGAAGAGGAAGAUUUCACAGACAUGGAGGCAUCAAACAGCACGGAUGAGGAGCAGGAGAGUGAAGACUCUGCAGGGGCAGCCAGCAGGGAGUCAGUGCGGCAACACCAAGGCCAGGGUCAAGCAGCAGAGGUCAGCACGCCAGAGCAUCCCCAACAACUGGAGCAUUUACACCAGAUCUUUGUGACCAAGAACCACGUCCUGUGCCAGGAGGUGCAGAGGAAUUUCAUUGAGCUCUCCAAGUCUACCAAGGCCACCGGUCACUACAAGCCCCUGGAACCUAAUGUUCACAAACUCCAGGACCUGAGGGACGAGAACUUCCCUCUGUUUGUCACUUCCAAGCAGCUGCUCCUCCUCCUUGAUGCUUCACUCCCUAGACCCUUUUUCCUGAGAAAUGAAGAUGGUAGUUUGAAAAGAAGUAUCGCAGGCUGGAGCACGCAGGAAGAGUUCAUCAUCCCCACCUGGCAGGAGGACGAAGAGGAGACAGAGACCGAUGGAGAGUGCAGUGAAGACGACAGAGCUGCAGAGCCACGCCUGGGUGACAGUGACCCCCGGGUGUAUGUGACAUUUGAGGUAUUCACCAAUGAAAUAUGGCCCAAAAUGAUCAAAGGGAAAACCUCUUACAACCCUGCACUUAUUUGGAAAGAAAUAAAAUCUUUUCUGAAGGGGUCUUUUGAGGCCCUCAGCAGCCCUGAGGGGAUACUGACUGAAGAGGCAUACAAGAAACUAGGGAGGAAACGGUCCCCCAAUUUCAAAGAAGACCGGAGCAAGAUCUACAAUCUCUUCUGUCUGUAUCAGCAGAUCAGGUCUCAGAAAGGCUAUUUUGAUGAAGAAGACGUUCUGUACAACCUGUCCCAGAGACUUUCGAAGCUUAAGGCGCUCCCAUGGUCCAUCCAUGAGCUUUAUGGCGAUGAGAUUCAGGACUUCACCCAAGCUGAGCUGGCACUGCUGAUGAAGUGUAUCAAUGAUCCCAACGCCAUGUUCCUUACUGGAGACACAGCACAGAGUAUCAUGAAGGGCGUGGCCUUCCGCUUCAGUGAUCUGUGCUCACUGUUCCACUAUGCCAGCAGAAAUACUGUAGACAAGCAGUGUGCUGUUCGGAAACCUAAGAAGAUACACCAUCUGUACCAGAAUUACAGGUCCCACUCGGGAAUCCUCAAUCUGGCAUCUGGAGUGGUAGACUUGCUCCAGUUCUAUUUUCCAGAAUCUUUUGAUCGCCUUCCCAGGGAUUCUGGUCUCUUUGAUGGUCCCAGGCCAACUGUCCUCGAGUCUUGUAGUGUAAGUGACUUGGCAAUUUUGCUCCGAGGGAACAAAAGGAAAACCCAACCGAUCGAAUUUGGGGCCCACCAGGUAAUCCUUGUAGCAAAUGAAACUGCGAAAGAGAAAAUUCCAGAAGAGUUGGGGUUAGCACUUGUGCUGACGGUUUAUGAAGCAAAAGGCUUAGAGUUUGAUGAUGUUCUCCUUUACAACUUUUUCACUGAUUCUGAGGCAUACAAGGAAUGGAAGAUCAUUUCCUCCUUUAUACCGUCAUCAUCGUCCUCUGACUGGAGAGUGAACCGUCCUUUGAUGGAAGUGCCUCUGGAAAAAAGCAGCUCCUCUCAGGGCCGGUCCCUCACAGUGAAUCCAGAAAUGUACAAGCUUCUCAAUGGUGAGCUGAAGCAGUUGUACACGGCCAUCACACGGGCUCGAGUCAACCUCUGGAUCUUUGAUGAAAAUGCAGAGAAGCGGGGUCCUGCUUUCAGAUAUUUCACUAGAAGAAAUUUUGUCCAGGUUGUAAAGACGGAUGAAAAUAAAGACUUUGAUGACAGCAUGUUUGUUAAGACCUCAACCCCUGAGGAGUGGAUUGCUCAAGGGGAAUACUACGCUAAACACCAGUGCUGGAAGGUUGCAGCCAAGUGUUACCAGAAAGGAGGUGCAUUUGAGAAGGAGAAACUGGCGCUAGCCCACAACACUGCCGUGAACAUGAAAUCCAAGAAAGUCAACCCCAAGGAAAAGCAGAUGGAGUAUUUAGAACUGGCUAGGACCUACCUGGAGUGCAAUGAACCGAAGCUGUCCCUGAAGUGUCUGAGCUAUGCCAAAGAGUUCCAGCUCUCUGCCCAGCUGUGUGAGAAGCUGGGGAAGAUAAGAGAUGCCGCCUACUUCUAUAAGCGAAGCCAGUGCUACAAAGAUGCUUUCAGAUGCUUUGAGCAGAUUCAGGAAUUUGAUCAAGCACUCAAAAUGUACUGCCAAGAGGAGCUUUUUGAAGAAGCUGCUAUUGCAGUGGAAAAGUAUGAGGAAAUGCUAAGACACAAGACCCUUCCCAUGUCCAAGCUCUCCUAUUCAGCCAGCCAGUUUUACUUGGAAGCUGCAGCCAAAUACCUAGGUACAAAUAAGAUCAAGGAGAUGAUGGCUGUCCUCUCCAAACUAGACAUAGAAGAUCAGCUGGUGUUCCUCAACUCUCGGAAACGGCUUGUAGAAGCUGCAGACCUGCUGAAACGGGAAGGUCGGAGAGAAGAGGCCGCCUUGAUGAUGAAGCAACAUGGCUGCCUCUUGGAGGCUGCUAAGCUGACUGCCAACAAGGACUUUCAGGCCUCCUGUCUGCUGGAAGCUGCCCGCCUCAAUGUAGCCAGGGAUUCAGAUGUAGAACGUACCAAAGCCAUUCUAAGAGAAGCCCUUGAUCUUUGCUACCAGACCAAUCAAAUGUCUGGCAUUGCAGAGGCACACUUCCUGCUGGGGGUAAUCCUGAGAGACUUUCAUAAGCUCAAGGAUGCCUUCUUCAAGUUUGACACACUCAACCACUCAGCUGGAGUGGUGGAAGCACUCUAUGAAGCAGUUAGCCAGUGUGAGGUUGAGUCUGAGAAGGUCUUGGCCCUGGCUCCAGGGGGCUUGGAAGUCCUCCUCAACCUGGUUAGAGCUCUCAAAAGAGUGACUAACAAUGCUGAGAAGGAAAUGGUCAAGUCCUGCUUUGAGUUUUUUGGGAUUUCUCAGGUAGAUGCCAAGUAUUGCCAGAUAGCUCAGAAUGACCCUGGGCCCAUAUUAAAAAUUAUUUUUGACCUGGAUUUGAACUUGAGAGAGAAGAAAACAAAAGACCAUUUUUUGAUAAUGACUGACCAGGUGAAACUAGCCCUGAACAAACACCUUUUGAACAGACUGUGUCAGAUUACACAAAGCCUGCUUGAGAAGACCUACCCAGGGGUCUGCCUGAAGUUUAUUGUGGGCUUAAAAUGUGAGAAUGAAAACUGUGAAGAUUUCCACAGGCCUUUGCGGCGUUGUGAAGCCAAAUGUUUGGUUCAGUCAAAAAUGCAUCUGGUGGCAAUCAAUGGCUUACUUUUGGAAGCCAAAAAUGUAUUCCCUAAAAUCUUAGCUGAAGAAUGUGAAGAGAUUGAUUAUAUUUUGUCUAACAGUAUGCCUGACCUUUGCAAAUCCUUCCUGAAUGUCCUCUUCCCUAAACAUUUCCAUCAGAGGGUGUUGUCAGAAAAUCCCAUGGCGUGCAAAGAAGUCCUCAAGCCAAAUUACAAGUCAUUUCGACCCUACAGGUUUGCCCUGAAAGAUUACAUCCACUUCCUGUUUCAAAAUGAGAGGGCCCGGAGCCGCAGGGAGUCUACAGACCUGUGGCUGAGCGCCAUGCAGACUUUCCUUCUGUCCUCCAGCUACCCAGAAGAGUUUGAAAAGCUGCUCCACCAGGAGGAAGAAAACUAUAACAGGGAACUCAAAGCUCUAGAGUCUGAGAAGGAGGAUCAGGGCAGGGGAAGAGGUAGCAGGAUAAAAGGAAUAGAAGGGAAGUUUGGCAUGCUGGUGCCCAACCGGGAAGAUGAAAGUGCCGAGAAGACCCAUCUGUGCUUUAUCCGGCUGCUGGAGAAUUGCAUUGACCAAUUCUAUGUGCACAGGAACCCAGAAAACUACAAGAGACUCUUUUUCCGUUUCAUGAAUGUCCUUGUCAAGAGGUGUAAAGAACCACUCAUCCCCAGCAUCGGGAACACAGUGGCCCUGUUGGAGUUCCAGUUUGUCCACUGCAGUGUGGUCUUGACCCGCCUCUGGAAGAACGCCAUCUUGUGCCUCCCCAAGAGCUAUAUCGCUCUCUUGCACUACUGGGAGUUCUUACUCAGCAAGAAGGACAGGGAGUUUGGGGACGUGUUCACCAUCAUUCAGGAAUACAAGCCCAAGGAUGUGACAAAAGCCAUUCAGGAUUUCCGGUUCCACCUCUCCUACCUCGUUAAGGUGCUAUGCGGCUAUGAGAAUGUGAACUUCAACGUCCUGCUUGAUGCCUUCAGUGAAAUAGACUAUGUGGUCUCUGGUGAGGCAGAGCGGACACUGGUGCUGUGCUUGGUGAUGCUGGUGAAUGCUGAGGAGGUUCUGCUGCCAUCCUGUAAGUCUAUUCUGUACCGUCACUUCCAGGAGAUUGAGACAAGGCUGCAGCUGAUGACCAUGGACUGUCCAGACCAGGUUCCAGAGAGGCUCCCAAAAGUGGUGAAGCGGGUGCUGAUGGCGGUCAACGCCAAAGCUGUGGCAGAGGCACUGCAGGACCUGCUCUUUGAGCGUGAUGAGGAGUAUCUGAUGGACUGCCAGUGGCGCUGGGACAGCGUGCACACCAAAGGCUCCAUGGUCCGAGGCCUCUAUCAUGAGGAAGUCAAACUAAACCGCCUGCUUUGUGUGGACCAUGUAGACUAUUUCCCCGAACCAGAGGGCGAGUUUGGUCAAGAAGAGACGGAUGAGCUGGCACUGGAUGACCGAGACCACCUCUUAGCUACCAUCCUUUCCCAGAUGCAGUGGAGGGCUUCCAUCCAGCGGAAGCUGAGAAGAGUGUGCCUGGUGGUAUCCCUGUGCAUUAGCUGGAGGAGAAGGGUGAAUGCCCAGACGGAGUGCUUCAGGGAGAAGACCAGGGAGCCCAGGGCCAGGAACUUCAAAAAGGCUGAUGUGGACAGAACACAGUGUGACCUGUGUGGAGUGAAGUUUACCCGCAGCCCUGAGAGCUAUUUCAGCCCCAGUAAGGCAUUUGAGGGAGUCACCUCAGGGAAUGUGGCCCAUUUUGACACUGGGGCAGAAGGCAAGGAGGGUCAGGAGAGGAAUAGUGAGUCUUAUGAGCAGCACAUCCAACUCGAAGGCCACCAGAGGCAACAAGUGGCCUACCAGAAAUACUUUGAGUUUUUCCGAGAGAAGGUGGAUCCGGCCAUUGAAGAAGGCAAGCUGGUGGUGCAGGAUAUUGAGCAGAGUGUGUGGAUUCACAGUCACCUGGGCUCCAAAGAGCACAGCCACAUGCUGCAGAGGAAGGUCCAGGAAAACGUCAAGAAGGUUCUGGAUAAUGUGGAGGACCUUUACCGGCGGAAGGCCUGGGCUGACGCGGAAGGGGUCAUGACUCGGCUGAUGAACAUUCUGAUUCCGUCAGUCAGGGAUGCUCGGGACUGGCUGAUGAAAACAGAACUCCACUUAAAGGAGGAAGGUUUUGUUCAGGAAGAUGAUUAUGAAAAUGAAGUGGAAGACUUCGGUGAAUUGCGACCCAGAAGGCGUUGGCGGAGAUAUGUAAGGCAGAAAAGAUACUAAGGUCACAGCUGCUGCCUCUUCAACCUUCAGAACAUUCCAUCCUGACUUAGAAUUCUGAGUGCAGAGGCAGAAGAGAAAAAGAAUGUAAACGUGCAUAACAAGUCAGGGAGUCCCUUUGCUUUUUGUUCUUGUUUCUCUGUCAGUGGUGGCUUAGAGUCCGAAUGCUCCUUUACCCGCAGGGACUUCCUAAGAGGCUUGCAUGUAAAAGUCUUGCAAUGCCAGUUCCUCCUAAAUUUUGUCUAGAUUAGAGGGAUCGUAGCUGAAGGGAACUUUGGGACUCCUCACCCAAAUGCCUCCUGGUUCUCUGACUCAUCGCCAUCUUGACAAGAGUCUGUAGCAGGGACACCCUCACCUCAGAGUGGCAGCUACUCUGGGCCAGGAAAUAAAACAUUCCCUCACCUCCUUUAGCACACCGCUGCGGUGUUGAGUAGUACAAGAGCUGUGUCUGUGUGGGCCCUGCCGUCUGCCACUUUAGACCCUAGACCACACUCUGGUCAUCGCUGAGCCUCCUGGUAGUUCCUGCCAUCAUACAUGUUAGCCUUUUCUCUCUGUGGCAGCUUUUCUGCCUGCCUUCCCCCAUUUUUUGGUGACCAUUCCCAGCUGCCUGUGCGAGUCACGGUUAGACUACCUCAGAAUGUAGUCAAGCUUUCCCCUCUAGCAUCCUGUGGAAGGUGAACCUUAGGACAUUCCUCCCCACUCCUACCCCCAACCUUGAAAGAGACUUGGGGGUGGGGUGCUGCUGGGGGAGCCCCAGCCUGCCUUCAAGGUCACCCUAAUUCUACUUUGGCCAUGGUGCAGACAUUCCAAAAAGUGUUUGUAUUAGCUACAUGUCCAGUAAUCUUGCUUCUCCCUCUUAAGUUUGCCAUCCUGGCAUUCUGAUGAGUUUCUCCCCACUGAACUCACCACAGUGGGAUAUUGACCUGCAGAGCUGCAGGUUAGGGACAAGGGGACAGAGGAGGAAGCCAGCCUACCAGUGCCAAGCUAUUGGAACUUGGCUCUGAAUCACUGCCCUGCGGCUGGUAGACCCAUAAGAAAAGGAGGAGUGAUGUGGGCCUGUUUGUAGGAAGCUGUUCCCUACUCAGCCAGCGGCUAUCUGGAUGGUUCCACUUCGGAAGCCUCUGUGCCUCUGUCCUGGUUAUUGCCUACUCAUCGCCUACUCAUCGUCCCCCACCCCUUGGCUCACUCAGCCUGGUGGGAAAGGUCAGGUUCACCGUGACCCUUCAUUGUUCUGCUGUCACAAUAGAACCAGCUGCUGCUUCUGCUGCUCAUCGUCUCCUCUUUAUGGUCUUUCUAAAUGCCUCUGUUUCCUUGAAGUGUUUGUUUUUCAUCUUUUUUGAGUUCUGUUUCUAAUUUUUAUUCCAGGUGUUUUUAUAAAUUUCACUUGCCAAAAGAAAAUACUGAAUCAAACCUUGCUGUAUUAUUACAUUUUUAUAAAGUUAAAUCAGUUCUCUUA
This is a messenger RNA of Erinaceus europaeus (western European hedgehog), 11243 nucleotides long. RefSeq names its product tetratricopeptide repeat and ankyrin repeat containing 1 (gene TRANK1). The transcript has 25 exons. Gene Ontology annotation, molecular function: protein binding; ATP binding. The coding region runs from base 629 to 9790 and encodes 3053 amino acids. NCBI's taxonomy places the organism in Eukaryota, Metazoa, Chordata, Mammalia, Eulipotyphla, Erinaceidae. The record is from RefSeq and is a predicted model, not a curated record.